Messenger RNA from Cornus florida, 1896 nucleotides. RefSeq names its product endo-1,4-beta-xylanase 5-like. NCBI's taxonomy places the organism in Eukaryota, Viridiplantae, Streptophyta, Magnoliopsida, Cornales, Cornaceae. Gene Ontology annotation, biological process: carbohydrate metabolic process. The coding region runs from base 1 to 1896 and encodes 631 amino acids. The record is from RefSeq and is a predicted model, not a curated record. The transcript has 8 exons. Gene Ontology annotation, molecular function: hydrolase activity, hydrolyzing O-glycosyl compounds.
AUGUUUUCUUUCUUUCAGGAUCUUAUUCUUGUUGGACAAAUGAAGCUUUACAAUGAAACCAAAAUAUUUGUGGUGCUAUGGUCUCUACUUUUGGCAGCUAUUAUUCAUCUAGAGUGGUACUAUGUGACCAACUCUGUGGGCGGGUGUGAUGUUGACGGGUGCGAGACACUGGACGAGCUAUCACACUGGCAGGCUACAGGGUAUCAUGAUCCCAUAUCAUCGGAAGAAGGAUUUGCAAUUGAGGCUUCAUUGUACAACUACUCUGCAACCAUCCAGUGCUUGGUUAAUCCUCUAGAACCUCAAUAUGAAGGAGGAUUAGUGGCGAAUCCUAACUUUGAAAGUGGCUUAGAAGGAUGGGGUGUGUUUGGAGAUGCGAAAAUUGAAGUGAGAAGAGCAAGCAUGGGGAACAAGUUUAUUGUAGCCUACAACAGAAGUCAACCAUAUGACAGUUUCUCACAGUGGCUAUACUUAGAGGAAGGGCUUUUAUAUACAUUUUCAGCUUGGGUACAAAUUAGUGAAGGAAAUGAGAUAGUGGCAGCUAAAUUCAGAAAUUCACAAAAAAUUAGUAUGACUGUGGGCUCUGUUAUAGCUCAAUCCGGCUGCUGGUCUAUGAUAAAAGGAGGGCUCACCGUGAAUGUCACCAUGCCAGCCGAGCUCUAUUUUGAGAGCCAAAACACCGGCAUUGAGUUAUGGGUAGAUAAUGUGUCUCUACAACCAUUUACUAGAAGUCAAUGGAGAGACCAACAAUCCAAAAGCAUAGACAAGAUAAGAAAGAGAGAAGUUAGAUUCCAUGUCUCUAACAAGAAAGGAAAAAGGCUCCAAGGAGUGAAAAUUAACAUCAAGCAUACAAGGCCUCAUUUCCCACUUGGUUCUGCCAUUGCACCGAGUAUCAUAGAAAACAAGGCUUACCAAAACUGGUUCGCCAAGCGAUUUACUACAACAGUUUUUGACAAUGAAAUGAAAUGGUAUUCCAACGAGGUAAUUCCUAGACAUGAGAACUACUCUCUCUCAGAUGCCAUGCUCGCGUUUGCUAAACAGCAUAGGAUUUCAGUGAGAGGCCAUACCAUUUUUUGGGAUGAUACGAAACAGAUCAUGGAUUGGGUCAAAUCUUUAUCCCCAAAAGAGCUUUUGAGUGCAGCAGUGCGACGAAUUGGUUCAGUAAUGUCAAGGUAUUCCGGUGAGUUUAUUGCAUGGGAUGUGGUGAAUGAGAAUAUGCACUUCUCAUUCUUCGAAGAUAAAAUAGGUCCAAAUGCUUCCGCCAUGUUCUACAAGAUUGCACACGCGCUAGAUAACAAGACACCUUUGUUCGUAAAUGAGUUUAAUACAUUGGAGGAUCCGACAGACUUGGAUGCCAUUCCAUCUAAGUUUCUGGAAAAGCUCAAGGAGAUCAGAUCUUUUCCGGGAAAUGAAGAAAUGGUGUUAGGAAUUGGAUUACAAGCUCAUUUCAGGGAGCUGGAUCUAGCUUAUAUGCGCGCGUGCUUAGAUGUUCUUGGCACAACCAAAAAUCCUUUAUGGAUUACAGAAUUAGAUGUUACAAAAGGCCCAAAUCAGGCUAAAUACUUGGAGGAAAUCAUGAGGGAGUUGUAUUCACAUCCUGCUGUUGAAGGAAUCAUAAUGUGGUCAGCGCGGAAGCAAGGAGGUUGUGGUUAUAUGUGUUUGACAGACCUGAAUUUCACGAACUUGCCUCCCGGAGAUGUUAUUGACAAUUUAAUUAGGGAGUGGAAGACUGAGAGCUUACAAGGAGUGACCGGCAAGAAUGGGGUCUAUGCAAACCGCAUUUUUCAUGGAGAGUACACUGUGACAGUUUCGAACCCUUUUGCUGGUGAAACUUUGAUAAAGCAUUUGGAGGUGACGAACGAUAAAUCCGAACCAUUGGAUGUUUGGAUUUCCAUUUGA